AUGGCUUCACCAAUCCACCGUGACGCAAUCAUAGUAAGUUGUGCCCACAGACUGCACUCUUCUUUCAUCUCUUGAUGUAUUAUAUACGUCGGUGAAAGUCUAGAAUGGCAGAUACUGACUGAAUACCAGCAACGCGAGCAAUUCAGGAGUAUACUCAACAAUCUUCCUGAUUACGCAGAAAUAUCCGCCAAUCCAGAAUUCGCACGUAAUCUCCGGCAGUUCCAGCAGGUCCUCGAAAGACUAUUCGCCUAUAAUCGAGGCCUAAGAAUGACUCCUGUUGGCUAUACAUCUACUGGAUUUGUUGGCUUCUACAUUGAAGCUCCUGAAGUUAUUGGUGGAUUGGACCUGUUUGAGGAGAUACCAUUGAACAAUGAACCCAUGAAGGUUGUCGAUGUAUUCCAGGCUAUUUUGAGACUUAUGCCUCAGGAUCCUGAUACACCUAAAGAAUCUCUUUUGAGACCCCUACCUUCGAAUCCCUUCAACAGAGCCAAAGAGCCAAAAGCUGGCGACCAGAUGAGAUCCAAAGACGUCUUGAUAGACAUCACUCCUGCCGAGAUCUCCAUUGACACAUGUGACCCAGCAACGGUUUUCACACAAGGAUUCGAGUAGCCAGUGGAGAUAUUAUGUCAAGCUUUCAAAGGACAAGAUAUUCGCAAGAUAUUGAAAGGUGGACCAACGUGGGUUCGCCAUUUUAUGGAAGAGGCUACCACGAAAAACAUUGAAUCUUGCUUGUCAACCUUCAACGCUUAUAAGGACUUCGUCAGGCAGUUCCCAGAAAAGAAGGAUAGCGACGAGGGCAGAAUUAAGCGAGUACGAAGCGAGGAAUGCCGAUCGAUCAGGUACAGUAUGCACAUGCACCUCGGCGGGAUUUUGAAAGAGUUGUUGCCCAGGAUUCGCAAAGAGCUUGGGGCUUCGGAUGCAAAGCGAUCGAAGGCAGAGGCUGAUCUUGCGAAGGCGACAACUUUCAAAGCCCGUCUUGAAGCCGAGGUUACGGAAUUGAAGGAGGAGAGGCUCGGUACUAAACGAAGGCAUGAGGCGGAGAUCCUUUCCAACACCACCUCAAUCAAAGAGCUGGAAACCCGGGUCGCUCUCGCGGACAAGGAGCUUUCGAGCCAGAAAGCCUUCCAUGAACAUACGAUCGAGAAGACCAGCAAGAAUUUCGAGAAGAUGAAAACGCUGGGCUUGAAAUACAAGGAGGAGGCCAAGGUAGCGAGCCUAAACCUCGCACAUUCCGAGGAAAAGGUCGCCGGCCUCGAGGCUAAAUUGCACAAAUCCGAGGCUGAUAAUUCGGAGUUGCGGAAGGAGUUGGAGUCGGCGAGGGAGGAGAACAAAAAGCUUCUUUCACAAAGAAGCAACCCCCGAGUCGAAGCGGAUAUCCGCCAGAAGGCUGUCUUGAAGGCAGUCGCAGAGAAGGAGGAGGAGCUGGACUCCGAGCGAGCGGAGGUUGAAUGGUUGCGAGCCAUGGUACAGGCUCAGGAUGAGCGAGCAAGGGAGAUGUAUGCUCAGAGACAGGAGUUGUUGGCAAGACCUCGGUCUUUUGAGGAGAAUUAG
Hymenoscyphus albidus is the source of this 1551-nucleotide messenger RNA. NCBI's taxonomy places the organism in Eukaryota, Fungi, Ascomycota, Leotiomycetes, Helotiales, Helotiaceae. The record is from the annotation of a GenBank genome assembly.